CAUUCAGCGUGCCAGUACGAAACAAGCCUUGCAAUCGGACGGACCUGCACGCGCGUGCACUCGUAAAGAAGACGCUCCAUCAUACACUUUCGUAUCGUUGCUCUACACGCGUGAGAGAAAACAUACGAAAGGACGACCGAGAAGUCUUCCGGAAAGUGGUUUUUAGUGGCGCGAUUUUGAGUGCAAACGAAAUAAUAGCCAAAAAGAGAAGUCUAUCAAAAGGUGGUACGACUUCGAAUAUCCUUACGCCCGGUGUGUGUAGAGUGUUUAGCUUCAGUGCUACCACGCUGUGAACCGGAGUCAUCCAUACCGAAAUAUGAAGCGUCGUUGUUGGAUGAAAUCCUCAUAGGAAAAGUGCUGAAAUUCGAUAACACACUCUCACACACACACACACAUUAUUUAGCGCCGAUUCGGUGUGUGGGGUAAUGUGCGUUGAUUUUUUUUACUUUGCUCUUCAGUUUUAAGUUGCUUGUGUUGAGUAAAAUAAUCUUAAGGCAAAGGUGUCCUCUCACCGCCUGUGUGUUGCAAAGAAAGUAAAACAAACGCAUCGCAUUUGGCUGUUAUCAGUGGAAAAGGAAAACCAAAAAAAAGGAUAGCGAUAACGCAUUAUUGCUGCUGCUGCUGCUCUGUGUUGGUGUUUCCUUGUGUGAACGAAUAUUCCGAUUCCGAUUCGAGUCAAGAUAUAGAAUUUCCAGUGAAGAAUCCUGUAUGUAAGCGUGCUAUCAAUCGAUCAACGCUAUCGCGCGAGUGUGUGUAGUUUUGUGAAGGGAAUCCUUGCGAGGAUAAUUGGUGGGGGUAUAUAAGCGAGCCGAACGAAAAUGAUCGAAAACUUCGAAUCAAAGAUAACCUUCGAAAUACCGACCAAUCUCGACUUUGACAAGCUGAUCCGGGGCAACAAUUACACCCUGUUCUGGCAGAACCUUCACCAGCAGCAUCAGAACGCGGCAAGUGGAGCAGCGGCCCGGCUAGCGGCAACCGGUGGCAGCGGAGCCACCUUCGGCGGUAUGGCCGACGCUGGCGGUUUCGGCGGGUUCGGUUCGUCCGGGUCCAGCCUGUUCGGUGGCAUUGACUACAGCAACGGUAGCAGCGACUACGGGCUGCUCAACAGUCUGCAAUCGUUCGCGAACCGGGGCCGGGAUGGGCUCGGCGGCGUCGGCACGGAACAGAUGCUCGACCCGACGUACGAGCGGUUUAUCGGUGACGUGUGGGUUGGCAUCGUGCUGACGCUCAUGAUCCUGUCGUCGAUCUUCUGCAUGUGCUCCUGCUUUCUGUAUCACAAAUUUCGCCAGUGGCAACGAAACGUACUCACUGCCCGCUCGCAAACGCUAUCCUCGAUGGACAUUGAAACGCCACCACCGUACGAUGCCGAGUCUCUGCCCAGCUACACGAUCGUGUCCGGCUUGCCCAGCUACCAGGAUGCAAUCGAGCAGCUCAAGCAGAAGCAGAUGAAAUACUACGAACCAGUCAAAGUGCAUCGGCCAAGCGUGAUGAAGCUGUUCGAAUCGCAAGAUCUGCUUGGCACAGCAACGUCCGCCCCGAACCCGGCCAAGCACGAGGAGAUCCGGUACAACUUUGUGCGGCCCCUGUCCGUACAGGAGCAGCCGCUGCCCGAACCGACCACCAGCACCGGCCAGGCUGGUGGUACGUCCGAACAACCGAUGCCACCACCGCCACCCUACAAGAGUCAAAUUUCCACCAUUUCCACCGCCUCGUCAACGCACGGCGUUAGCAGUAUGGUGGUGGAGCUGCCAGCGCAACAUGGCUGCCCCAUCACCACGAUACGGCUGCCGCAGAAGAAGCUGGCGGACGUGUGCCAUUACACGAUCGAGCACGAGCGGAUGGCGGGAGGGCGCAGUUGAAGAAGCGACCGGCUACGGUUAGCCACCAUGAUAUACUACACGCCAGCAGAAUAGAAUAGAACUCCAGCGAAUGAUUAGCGAAGGAAAAGAAAGCAAAAAAAAAAAAACAGAGCGGUAAAAACAAACUCGAUGAUUACAAAUCACUGACUGUGUUAUUAACGAUUAAUUUAUUAGAUAGCUAAGUAGAUAGUAGCGGGAACGCUUCCCUGCGGACGGGGAAGGAAGCGGGUAAAGUGAGAGAAGACGUGAGGUUUGUGGUGAAACCGGAGAUUCACUUUCAUUCCUGCAUAGUUUCGACGCCAUCUGACAGAGCCCGGGCUCCGCUAAGUAGACGCGGUUAGUGACAUUUGUAGUGCUCCGUUGACAGAUGCAGAUCAGUAGUUUGACAGUUCGGCAGACCACAAUCGAUUCGUUUGGUGCUUACCGGUGGUCCUUUAAAGCCUCUAUAAGGACGCUCACUUUACUUUCUUUCCUGUGCUGGGAGAAGCAUUAGAACUAGCAUGAAGAAAAUAAAACAAGAAGUUGUAGUGAUAAAGCAAUACGUGUAAAUCCUUACCUACUGCUUGUUGGUGGACACUCCAAUCUUGCACACCGACCGGUCCACACCGAUUGCGUUUGUUUUUGCUGAUCCGUAAAAGCCAGGCUACUUAAUGCGAGAUGCCAAAAAGAUUUCGAUUAAAAGGGGGGGGGGGGGUGUUGUUUAUCUACCCACGUUCUUUAGAGCACUUCAUGCUAUCUCUCUCUCUUCAACCGAAAACUACCAUGGCAACACAUAGAAAGUGACAGAGAGGGCUAGAGAGAAGCGAAAUCUUUCCGAGACUUCAGCUCGACGAGACAGAAUCUUUUUGACAGAUAGAUUUUGCAUAACCCCACCCCCCUCCCCCCCCCCCCCUUUUUAGCGAAAUCUGUUUGGCAUCUCGCAUCAUGUAGCCUGGCUUUAAGGAUGCGUAACUCGUAUCGAAACUCGUUUCCAGCGGGUUAGUUAUAAAACAGUUCAGUCUAAGAAACAAACCAGCGAGUCUAGCCGUACUAGGGAAUGUACUUUCUCAAAACCAGAACUAUACUUAUACACAUUGCCAUCAGUGUUUGUGUGUUUCCUUUGCAAAUGUGUGAAUAAAUAGGAUUGUAGCGCAUACUGAACAAACAGUUCGCGUAGUCACCGGCCCCAGAAAAAGAGACUCACGAUUAGGAGUUAGCAAAGAUAUAGUAUAUAUAUUUACAA
Messenger RNA from Anopheles stephensi (Asian malaria mosquito), 3081 nucleotides. RefSeq names its product protein commissureless 2 homolog. The transcript has 2 exons. Gene Ontology annotation, biological process: axon guidance. The record is from RefSeq and is a predicted model, not a curated record. NCBI's taxonomy places the organism in Eukaryota, Metazoa, Arthropoda, Insecta, Diptera, Culicidae. Bases 819 to 1859 code for a protein of 346 amino acids.